UUAAACAAGAUAGGUACCAAUUAAUGUUAAAAUCGCAUUAAAAAUAAAUGGCAGAAUGUUCGACAUUAAAGGUAAAGUUGCUAUUAUUACAGGAGGUGCUUCAGGUUUAGGUUUAAGUUAUGCUAAGGAACUUCUACGAAAUGAAUUACACGGUAUAACUUUAGUCGAUAUAGACGAAAAUGCAGGAAAGACGGCUUUGAUGAAGAUAGAGAAAGAAUUUGGUACAGGCAGAGCUGUUUUUGUUAGAAGUAAUAUAUCAUCAAAACAGGAAUUCGAAUUUGCUUUUAGAAAAACGCUAGAAACAUUUAACCACAUCGACAUACUGAUAAAUAAUGCAGGAAUCUACAGUGAUCUGAAUUGGGAAAAUGAAGUAGACAUAAAUAUAAAAGGAACCAUUAACGGUAUCAUCUUAGGUUUAGAAACGUAUUUAAAAAACCACAAACAAGGCGAAGAAGCUGUAAUUCUAAACACUUCUUCCAUAGCAGCCAUAAGACCCGGUCCAUGGAUGCCGAUCUACGGUUGUACCAAAGCAGCCAUUGCUGGAUUGACCCAAUCUUGGGGUCAUGAUUUCCAUUACGAAAGAACCAAAGUUAGAGUGGUUGCAAUCUGUCCCGGAGGAACCCACACGGGAUUAUUUCAGGAGAAAAAUUGUGCAUUAACAUCGGAAUAUAUGGUGGCCCAAGGGGAGUCAAAGGAAAAGAAUGGCCCGGAUCACAGACAAAGUCCAGAUUUUGUUUCCGAAGAAGUUGUGAAAAUAUUGAAGUACGCAAAGAAUGGUUCAUUAUGGAUAGUUGAAUUUGGAGAACCGGCAUAUCAAUACGUAUUUCCUGAGAGGGAAACUUUUAAAGAAAACUUAAUAGAGAAAGUUUGAAGUCAAAGUUAGUGUUAUCCGAAUGAAUUUAAAAUCCUAAAGUGAAAUAAAAUAUGAAGGAAACGAUGUUAUUGUACAAUUAUUAGA
This is a messenger RNA of Psylliodes chrysocephalus, 958 nucleotides long. Lineage: Eukaryota; Metazoa; Arthropoda; Insecta; Coleoptera; Chrysomelidae. The record is from the annotation of a GenBank genome assembly.